AUUGGGCUUAUAUAAGCGGCAGCCGGCAGGGUAGGGAAACUAUGCUUCUAACAGAUGGCUAAUUUAAUUUUAUUUGCCAAUUAAGUUAAUAUUUUUCCAAAAAGUUGCUAGUAUGCUACACAAUUUCCGUGAUGGCCUCCAUUUUCUCUCCCACCCUAAAACAAGUGGUUGAGCUGCUUAUUUACUCCUCUUUUGAAUUUUUCAAGUCAAUCUGCAGCUGCCCAUCUCCUUCUUUUCAGCUCUAAUUUCCAAUAAUUAGAUUACCUACUGUAUUCUAAUUAAUUCGCUACAAUAAACAGGCAAACUACUCCACCUUCAAAUCCAAAUUUUACACCCUACCUACUGAAUCGGUGAGAAUUUAAUUAAUUAGUUAUGGCGUUGCUGCAAAACGCCGCGGUGCCGUUGAAUCAAAAAUAAAAUUAUAAAAUACUAAAGAAUCCCUAGACUUUCGAUCAGAACCGCCGCGCCGCUCAUCGAGAUUUCUCCUCUAAGUCUUCAGAGCCGCCACUCUUCUUUUUCUCCUCGAAGCUUCUUCUUCUUCAUCAUUACGCUAGCAAGAAGCUUUUCCAAUGAAUGCUUCAAACGGUUUGGGGGAUUUUGAAGAAACAUCUAAUGUUGGUAUCAAGUCUUUCUUCGACUCAUCCCCUCCUCUAAAGGAUGCUGCAGAAAUAAAAAAAAAAACUGAAGAAUUCAUGCAAAAGAAUUCAUUUUCAGAAAAAACUAGGAGGAUAGUGUUGGUGACCUCCGGAGGAACAACUGUUCCUUUGGAGCAACGAUGUGUUCGUUAUAUUGAUAAUUUCAGCUCAGGCCAUCGAGGAGCGACUUCUGCAGAAUAUUUCUUGAGAGCUGGAUAUGCAGUAGUGUUUCUUUAUCGCGAAGGCACCUACCAGCCAUUUUGUAGAUCUCUUCCCAAUAAUCCAUUGCUCGAAUGUUUAGAAGUUACUAAAGAAUCGAAUAUUACAGUGCGCCCACCAUAUGACCAAACAGUCAAGAAAGCUAUCAGUAACAGCCAUGUGGCAAUAAGUUGUGGCACCUUAUUGAAACUUUCAUUCACUACGAUUUUUGAGUAUCUUCAGAAUUUGCAGUUGAUUGCAUCAUCAAUGAGUAGUCUCGGUUCACGCGCACUGUUCUAUCUUGCUGCAGCAGUGUCUGAUUUUUAUGUUCCUUGGGAAAGCAUGGCAGUGCAUAAGAUUCAAUCCAGCUCCGGUCCUCUGGACAUGAGACUUGCCCAGGUUCCGAAGAUGCUGUUGGUGCUGAGGAGAGACUGGGCUCCCAAGGCCUUUUGCAUAUCAUUCAAGCUAGAGACUGAUAAGGAGAUUCUUCUGAAGAAGGCCGGUGCGGCCCUUGAGAAAUACAACAUGAACAUGGUGAUCGCUAACGAGCUCCUAACGCGUAAAGAGGAGGUCAUUGUCGUCACCAAGGCUGGAAAUAUUGUGGUCCAACGAGACAGAACUCGGGCUGAUGCUGACGUGGAGGAGCCGCUGAUCAACCUCAUUGUGGAUGAGCAUUCUGCUGCUUGUAAAAGCUUAGAGUGAGAUAGAAACAGCUGACUACAGCAAAUGAUAAACACUUUUUCCUCCGAUUUUUUCUUUGCAGCAUUAGCUCAAUGAGUCUCACUUGUGAAGGGCAAUUGACUGAAUAAUAUUUUGCUGACUUCUGUUAUACAAGAAAAGAAUAUAUUUUAUUUUUCCACAUUA
This is a messenger RNA of Salvia miltiorrhiza (redroot sage), 1697 nucleotides long. RefSeq names its product phosphopantothenate--cysteine ligase 2-like. Gene Ontology annotation, biological process: coenzyme A biosynthetic process. Gene Ontology annotation, cellular component: nucleus; cytoplasm. The record is from RefSeq and is a predicted model, not a curated record. Lineage: Eukaryota; Viridiplantae; Streptophyta; Magnoliopsida; Lamiales; Lamiaceae. Gene Ontology annotation, molecular function: phosphopantothenate--cysteine ligase activity. Bases 570 to 1535 code for a protein of 321 amino acids. The transcript is spliced from 10 exons.